AUGGCCCAGGAAACUCAGCCUGAGGGCGGCCGGCCUUUGGAUGACCAACCUCAGGGCAAUCAACCUCAAAGCAACCAGCCUCCGGGAAAGAACCGGGAACGUAAUCAGCGCUAUCGUCGUAAUAAGAAGCUGCGGAUGCAGCAGAUGCAGCAGGCUCAAAGCAACGCGGACCAGAACAGCCAACCUCAGAACAGCCAGCCGCAGAACAGCAAGCCGCAGAACAGCAAGCCACAGAAGACACAGACUGAGAACACCCCGCAUCAGAACACUCAGCUCCAGAAAGCUCAGCCUCAGAAGACCCAGCCUCAGAACAAGGCGCCGAAGGCCAACAAACGGCGCAGAAACCGUCCUCGCACCAAGUUUCUGCAACAAUAUCCGCCAUGGUAUGUCCGCGCGUUGCGCUGGGAACACGAGCGAAUGGGGACAUUUCAAGAACACGAACCCCUUCCCAAAAGGUUCUUCGACGAAGAUCUCUCGGACUGGGAGUGCGACUGCAACAAGGAUCCGCCAGACUGCAGAUGUAGGCAGCCACAACUAAAAAUACGUGGCAAUGAAGAUGAUGGGUACUUCCCCGAGCUUGUGGAGACUCGCAAUAAGCGCAAGCGGGAGCUGCGGUUUGAGAGGUUUAAGGAGGAAAGAGAAGAGACGGAAGCGCGGGGACGGACGCCAAAGGUGUUGGAGCAUGAGAUCGCCAAGGUUUCCCAAAUCCAGGCGGCUAUCAGGGAAAUCGAGAACUCCAAGGUACCGGAUACCAAGACACCCAUCAACAUCUAUCACCGCGCGUAUGAUCUCUACUGCGUUAAGCUGUGUCAACUCACGCAGCGUAGUGAGAUUCUUCCCCCCGGAAUCUGGUUCAACGACGACUGGGAGAUUAGGGACGAGGAAAACGAGGUGGAGGAUCCCAGAAUGGGCGUACUCCGAGACGACAAGCCCACGGAGCACAUGGAAACGGACCUCUGUGCCUUCAUGAUAUUCGAAGAACUAGACAAGAUCGAGUAUUGUUCUUCAAAACCUUUCCCCAACCCCAGAUACGCUGGCAGAUACAGCGUCGGCAGGUGGGGACUGAAAGAUGCUCCCAUGGAAAUCACCUUCCACAACCAGGACUACCUCGAAAUCAAAAUCCACUCCAAGGCCUUUCUCAAGAAUCGCCGCUACUUGGAUCCGGACAACAAAAAAAGGCUCGUGGACUACUUCGAAAACAACACGCCCUAUCUCACCUUCUACGGCGCCUUGCGGACUCCAGAGAGAGUCAUGGAGCUGGAAAAAGAGCGCGAUCUUGUGGAAACCAAACGUGAGGCGAAAAUGCCGCGGUCGCCGGAUUCGCCGAAGGACACUUGGUUCGAGAGAAACCAUCCCAUGGGGGCGUACUACGACUCUAGGUACAGCGAAUGGUAA
Molecule: messenger RNA, 1395 nt
Organism: Colletotrichum siamense
Lineage: Eukaryota; Fungi; Ascomycota; Sordariomycetes; Glomerellales; Glomerellaceae
Exons: 1
Coding region: 1-1395 (464 amino acids)
Source: RefSeq, a predicted model, not a curated record